GGCCGGGCUGGGGUCGGGCCCGGAGCGGGGGAGAGCCCAGGGCCGGCAACCGGAGCGUGCGGGCUGGCACCAAGGGAUUGAUUGGCUGCGGGCCAGCUAGGGGCAGGACGCUGUCGUUUGGCAUUGGCUGCCAGCCGGCGUGGCGGCUCGGGGAUUGGCUGGAGUCAGUGGGGGAGGGGCUUCUCACUAGGCAGCGGGAAAUGACUGACUGGCAGCAGGGAGGGCGAGAACCGUUACUAGGCAGCGGGAGACGCAGUACGACCAUUGGGUGCGACAAGACGAGGGAGAGGCGGGUCGCCAAGCAGCCGGCAAUGCGCCCUGCGGAUUGGCUGGAGGGAGGCAAGGGACCCGCCGCUCGGGGAUUGGCCGCAGCUUGACACCAAAACUGCUGGACUUCUCACCCUGUGAAAUUCUUGUUCCCAGAGUGCCUGGGCCUGGAGUCCUCCAGGAGAUUCCAUCGAAUUCAGUUCGGAUCUCAGGGCCAUUUACGUGCGAGUGAUGAUCGCAGAGAUUGUGAAACACUUUCAACCCAAACUUGUGGAAAUGCACAACUACAUCCCGACCAGCAACACCGAGCAAAAGCUGAGCAACUGGAGCACCCUCAACAGGAAAGUGUUCCCUAAACUACGCUUCUACGUCUCGGAGGAAGACAUUCGGAAGGUCGUCAUCAGCACCCCGGGAGCCAUUGAGGCUGUGCUGUCUACAUUGAGGCAGAAAGUGGAAGAAAAAUGCCAAAGGAAGACCGUCCAGGAGGCCAGGCUGAACACCAAGGACCCCAUUGGAUUUGACAGCAUCAACAUCAACAGACAUUUGGCAGAGCUGGAAAACUGCAAAUCUGCUGAAUGCCUGACUAACAGAGUGCCCUCCGGCAAGAAGACAAUUCCCAGUCAGAAAGGAGAGGAGAGAGCCAGUGAGCACUCUGGAAGGCAGGACUCAGGCUUUGGCCAGUGCCCACACACUGAGCCCAACUUCCAGCAGUUACUGGAGGAGAAGGAGCAGGCUCUCACUGUGCUACAGGAGACAGUGCAGAUUCUACAGAUGAAAGUGCACAGGCUUGAACACCUGGUCCAGCUGAAGGACAUGAGGAUCGAGGACCUGACCAGACACCUGAACACCUCCAAAUAAGGAGACUCGGGCGGCUCGCCUGCCCCGGCAGGGCCCCAGCCUGGCCCUCUGGCCUGAGAAGAACUGGGGGGUCUGCUUGUCUGCAGCUUCUUCUCCUCAGCGGCUGUCCCUGCCCCAGGCGCUGUCUCCCUCCCUCCCUCCCUCCCUCCCUUGCCCCCUUCCCGCCUCCCUC
This is a messenger RNA of Dromiciops gliroides (monito del monte), 1297 nucleotides long. Its product is annotated as sperm flagellar protein 1-like. Gene Ontology annotation, cellular component: axoneme. The transcript has 7 exons. Lineage: Eukaryota; Metazoa; Chordata; Mammalia; Microbiotheria; Microbiotheriidae. Gene Ontology annotation, molecular function: microtubule binding. Gene Ontology annotation, biological process: regulation of cytoskeleton organization. The record is from RefSeq and is a predicted model, not a curated record. The coding region runs from base 499 to 1125 and encodes 208 amino acids.